Messenger RNA from Carassius carassius (crucian carp), 1736 nucleotides. RefSeq names its product gastrula zinc finger protein XlCGF57.1-like. The record is from RefSeq and is a predicted model, not a curated record. NCBI's taxonomy places the organism in Eukaryota, Metazoa, Chordata, Actinopteri, Cypriniformes, Cyprinidae. The transcript is spliced from 2 exons. The coding region runs from base 191 to 1537 and encodes 448 amino acids.
UUUAAAUGACAGCUUGUGUUCCUGGAUACUGAUUUCAAAACACACAUUUAACCAUCAGACGUAUUGUGAAUUCGUAGCAGAAAGUCACAAAUUAAGAUCAAAUUCAGUCAAACGCUAGAAAUAUUGGCGUUGCCCUCGUUAUUAGCGGAAUAAGCAGGAAUAUAUAUCGAGGUGAUAUGCAACUUUAAAGAUGAUGUUUAUUAAAGAGGAGCAUGAUGACACAUCUGAUCCAGAACCCUUCACAACAGAAAAUCAGCACCAGGAAGGCCUGACGGAAGUGAAAGAGGAAAGUCAAGCUCUGAAUGAAAUGGAGGACAGACGUCAGCGUCACAAAGCUCAUGAUGUCCUCACUGGAGAAAAAUCUUUGAUUUGCCCCCAAACUGGAAAAAACUAUCUCUCUCAAAGCAGCACUCAGACAACAGCCAAAAAACCUUUCGCCUGCUCUCUGUGUGGAAAGCAGUGUGCCCACAGAGGCCACCUGAACGAUCACAUGUUAACUCACACCGGAGAGAAGCCGUUCGCUUGCCCUCAGUGCGGGAAGAGAUUCUCCCGCAGAAGAAGCCUCAACGAUCACAUACUGAUUCACAGCGAAGAGAAGCGCUUUGUCUGUCCUCAGUGUGGGAAGAGUUACAAACGCAACGAGCACUUUCGGAGUCACUUACUGAGUCACGAUGGAGGCAAGCCCUUCACCUGCUCACAGUGUGGAAAGAGGUUCAGUUUUAAACGAACCCUUAAGGAUCACAUCAAACUUCACACUGGAGAGUGUCUGCACACGUGCCUUCAGUGCGGAAAGAGCUUCCUGAAUAAAGGACAUCUUAAGGAUCACAUGAAAAUCCACACCGGAGAGCGACCGUUCACCUGCCCUCAGUGUGGAAAGAGCUUCAUCAGUAAACAAAACGUUACAUCUCACAUGAGAAUUCACACGGAGGAGAAGCCUUUUAAAUGCCUUCAGUGUGGAAAGGGUUUUGCGUGGGCAAGCUGUCUGAAAAUCCAUAUGCGCCACUCUCACUCGGAAGAAAGGGAGUUUACCUGCGAGCACUGCAAUAAAACCUUUGUUUUAGAGUCGUACCUAAAGAGACACUUGAAGAUUCAUCAAAACGAGAAACCUUUUGUCUGUUCGGUUUGCGGGAAAAGCUUUUUGUGGCUCCUGUGUUUCAAAGCGCACCAGAAAAUACACGAGGGCGUGAAAACCCAUGUGUGCUCCCAGUGCGGCAGAGCCUUUGCCACGGCCGAUUAUUUGAUAAAACACCACAAAAUCCAUAUGGGAGAGCGGCCGUACGUGUGCUUGUACUGCGGAAAGAGUUUCACUAAGAAAGCAAACCUGGUAGAUCAUGUAAGGCUGCAUACUGGAGAGAAGCCGUACACCUGCGCUCAGUGUGGAAACAGUUUCACCUCGAGAAAAGGUCUGAGCUAUCACAGAGAAAAGCAUUGUUCUCAAAGCGUGCCUCAGUCAUGUUCCCUUGAAAUCCAGAUCGUGCCAGAUAUGCCUAAAGAUUGCGUUUCUACCAUUGCAUCUACAACCUUUAGUGGUGAAUAAGCUCUCAUUCAGUCUAAAUGGCAGCAGAAAGUUUGUGCAUCUAGUACUUUAUUGUUAAAGAAAAUUUAAGGGAAGGAAAUAAAACAGAAAACCAAGGGAGUGAGGGUGGAGUCUGGAAAAUUGUACAUAUGUUAGAAUACAUAAAUGUAAAUAUAGACCUUCUGUAGCUCCGCCUCUUUUCAGCACUGCACUCAUCGUC